Ciona intestinalis (vase tunicate) is the source of this 3476-nucleotide messenger RNA. RefSeq lists its product as uncharacterized. Gene Ontology annotation, molecular function: calcium ion binding. NCBI's taxonomy places the organism in Eukaryota, Metazoa, Chordata, Ascidiacea, Phlebobranchia, Cionidae. The record is from RefSeq and is a predicted model, not a curated record.
GCAUGAACAACGUUUUACAAAUAAUGCAAAUGAUGAAAGGGAUGCUUGGUAGAAACAUGGGACAAGGAAUGGGUGGUAUGGGACAAGGAAUGAGGGGUAUGGGAUCUGAAAUGGGCCGGAUGGGAUCUGAAAUGGGCGACGGAGGAGAGGAAAGCACAACAUGGAAGAAUCGAUGCAAGGUGAAACAGAAGGAAUGAAUAUGAGGGAUCCUAACGACAAAGGAGGUGAACCAAAGGCCUACAUGGGUGGACAAAAGGUACCAACAAAUAUGAGUGCUCCUCCCAAUAGAACCGGUUACACAGGUGGACCAACAGCUUACAUGCGAAGGGAUCCUAACGACAAAGGAGGUGAACCGAAGGCCUACAUGGGUGGACAAAAGGUACCAACAAAUAUGAGUGCUCCUUCCAAUAGAGCCGGUUACAAAGGUGGACCAAAAGCCUACAUGCAAAUGAGAAGACGUCCCUAUUAUAGGGGUGGACCAAAAGCCUUUAUGCCGAAGGGUGCACGGUCUUACUACAAAGGUGGACAGAAAGCUUACAUGCGUCAACCAUACAGAAGAAAUCACUAUGGUAGUUAUAGACAGAUGCCGAUGCAAAACAACCUAAUGGAAAUGAUGCAAAUGAUAAUGAUGAUGAAAAUGAUGAACAGCAUGGGACCAGGAAUGAGGGAUAUGGGACCAGAAAUGGGCGGUAUGGGACCAGGAAUGGGCGGUAUGGGACCAGGAAUAAGGGGUAUGGGACCAGAAAUGGGCGGUAUGGGACCAGGAAUGGGCGGUAUGGGACCUGGAAUGGGCGACGAAGGAGAUGACAGCACAAGUAUGGAAGAAUCGAUGCAAGGUGAAACAGAAGGAAUGAAUAUGAGGGAUCCUAACGACAAAGGAGGUGAACCGAAGGCCUACAUGGGUGGACAAAAGGUUCCAAUAAAUAUGAGUGCUCCUUCCAAUAGAACCGGUUACACAGGUGGACCAACAACUGACAUGCGAAGGGAUCCUAACGACAAAGGAGGUGAACCGAAGGCCUACAUGGGUGGACAAAAGGUACCAACAAAUAUGAGUGCUCCUUCCAAUAGAACCGGUUACACAGGUGGACCAACAACUUACAUGCGAAUGGAUCCUAACGACAAAGGAGGUGAACCGAAGGCCUACAUGGGUGGACAAAAGGUACCAACAAAUAUGAGUGCUCCUUCCAACAGAGCCGGUUACAAAGGUGGACCAAAAGCCUACAUGCAAAUGAGAAGACGUCCCUAUUAUAAGGGUGGACCAAAAGCCUACAUGCAGAAGGGUGCACGAUCUUACUACAAAGGUGGACAGAAAGCCUACAUGCGUCAACCAUACAGAAGAAAUCACUAUGGUAGUUAUAGACAGAUGCCGAUGCAAAACAACCUAAUGGAAAUGAUGCAAAUGAUAAUGAUGAUGAAAAUGAUGAACAGCAUGGGACCAGGAAUGAGCAAUAUGGGACCAGGAAUGGGCAAUAUGGGACCAGGAAUGAGGGGUAUGGGACCAGAAAUGGGCGGUAUGGGACCUGGAAUGGGCGACGAAGGAGAUGACAGCACAAGUAUGGAAGAAUCGAUGCAAGGUGAAACAGAAGGAAUGAAUAUGAGGGAUCCUAACGACAAAGGAGGUGAACCGAAGGCCUACAUGGGUGGACAAAAGGUUCCAAUAAAUAUGAGUGCUCCUUCCAAUAGAACCGGUUACACAGUUGGACCAACAGCUGACAUGCGAAGGGAUCCUAACGACAAAGGAGGUGAACCGAAAGCCUACAUGGGUGGACAAAAGGUACCAACAAAUAUGAGUGCUCCUUCCAAUAGAACCGGUUACACAGGUGGACCAACAGCUUACAUGCGAAGGGAUCCUAACGACAAAGGAGGUGAACCGAAGGCCUACAUGGGUGGACAAAAGGUACCAACAAAUAUGAGUGCUCCUUCCAAUAGAGCCGGUUACAAAGGUGGACCAAAAGCCUACAUGCAAAUGAGAAGACGUCCGCCCUAUUAUAAGGGUGGACCAAAAGCCUACAUGCAGAAGGGUGCACGAUCUUACUACAAAGGUGGACAGAAAGCCUACAUGCGUCAACCAUACAGAAGAAAUCGCUAUGGUAGUUAUAGACAGAUGCCGAUGCAAAACAACCUAAUGGAAAUGAUGCAAAUGAUAAUGAUGAUGAAAAUGAUGAACAGCAUGGGACCAGGAAUGAGCAGUAUGGGACCAGGAAUGGGCGGUAUGGGACCAGGAAUGAGCGGUAUGGGACCAGGAAUGAGCGGUAUGGGACCAGGAAUGAGCGGUAUGGGACCAGGAAUGGGCGGUAUGGGACCAGGAAUGGGCGGUAUGGGACCAGGAAUGGGUAGUAUGGUACAAAAAAUGGGCGGAAUGGGCUAUUCUAGUAUGACUGGUAUGAUGAAUAGUAAAGGACAAGGGGGAUAUAGUUCUAACAGAUCCCAGAUGAGACUACAAUGUCGACCCGCCACAAGAAGCAAUCCACUUAUCACGCCUACGACACCACUUACCAUCACCCCUACUACAUCACCCACAACCCCUACUACACCACCCACCACAGUAACCUCCACACAAACCCCAAUUCAAGCCCGAGCGCAAUUCCCAGAGGCCGAUAAGAAGAUGGCUGAUGACGAUUUUAAGUUUAAAGUGAAGAGGAUAAUCAAAGAGGAACUAUCCAAAGUAUUAAAAGAUAUGAUGACAGCAAUGAACGAAAGUGACCGAAUGAUCGGACAAGUUUUUGCGCAAGGCGUUCUUUCUGCUAUCAGCAAUUUCGUUGUUGAAAACGUUACUACUCCAUCAGCUGCAGAACCUAUUGCUGAUAUGGUCGAUCCCUGCUCAAGCAAUCCUUGUGGCGCGAACGCUCGUUGCCUUUCGCAUAGGAGUGGAGGAUUUACCUGCGAAUGUAGUCCGGGUUACAUACGCACUGGUCAAACUUGCACUCAUGCUUGUAACAAUUCCCCCUACCCCGCACUUGCUUUGAACGAUCGCUGCUUAACUUUCCAUACGUCUGAUUCUUCUACUGCGAUGACGUAUGUUGCGGCGAAAGCCAUGUGCGAGGCACGCGGGGGAAGCAUGCUCACUGUCAAGAACGUCAUCGAAUGGGUAAACGUCACUCAUUGGUUGAUUCGAAUUCGACUUCAUAACUUUAGCCAUGCGCAUUUCGAGGGUCCCUGGCUGGGAACAACUAGACAACCGAACAACAGCAACUUAUGGAAGUACGAAGGCAUGGCUGUGGGAGAAGGCUACACGUUUUGGAGUGUUGGCGAACCAAUGCCGCCAUCUAGCGGAAAGCAUUGUGCCAAUAUUAAUGCUAACAACGGCAAGGCGUAUAGUCAGAUGUGCGGCCGACGUAUUACUUCGUGCAUCUGCCAAUAUAACACACCUUUAAAUAUAAUGAAGUAAUUGUCCUCUUACGAACUUCCCUGACUUUAAAAUGCCUUUUUUUCUUUAUCUCUGAAAGCAUCAAAAUAAAAUUGUAAUUAAUGAAAAA